Molecule: messenger RNA, 1227 nt
Organism: Penicillium canescens
Lineage: Eukaryota; Fungi; Ascomycota; Eurotiomycetes; Eurotiales; Aspergillaceae
Product: FluC/FEX family fluoride channel
Exons: 1
Coding region: 1-1227 (408 amino acids)
Biological process (GO): fluoride transmembrane transport
Cellular component (GO): membrane
Molecular function (GO): fluoride transmembrane transporter activity
Source: RefSeq, a predicted model, not a curated record
AUGGAACAGACUGACCUCCAGGUCAGUCAUCCAUCAGAAACAACCUCCCACCCCCAACCCCAAUCUCCCAACCCAACCGAACAAUGGCAUCCCCCAGCUGAACACGCGCCGAAGCUCGCAUCUGCACCCCUCUCUAAACAGGCAACCCACCUUUACACCGUCUCCUACCUAAUCUUCUUCUCAUUACUGGGCACACUAGCUCGCCUCGGACUCCAAGCCCUAACAUUUUACACGGGCGCGCCCGUCGUCACCGGCGUGCUAUGGGCGAACGUGGGCGGCAGUCUGGUAAUGGGAUUCCUGGCUGAAGACAAGAAUUUGUUUUGGGAGGAAUGGGGCCAGAAGUCAGUGCAUCAAGACAAAGAUGCGCUUCCAGACGCAGGAGCUCUUGAAGCCCACGCGAAGAAACACAAGGCUGUGAAGAAGUCUAUCCCGCUGUAUAUAGGUCUGACGACGGGAUUUUGUGGGUGCUUCACCUCUUUCUCGUCGUUUCUUCGGGAUGUUUUUCUUGCGCUUGCCAACGCCCUCCCUGACCCGUCGCUGCCUGCUGGAUCGGCUAUCGCGUCGCGAAAUGGCGGGUAUAGUUUCAUGGCGCUCGUUGCAGUUAUACUGUUGACAGUAUCGCUGAGUUUAUCAGCGCUGAUCUUCGGCGCGCACGUUGCUCUCGCAUUGACGCGCUUUACGCCUACUGUUCCAUUCAACCUCACGCGAUAUGUCCUGGACCGUGUGGUUGUCGUUCUGGCAUGGGGCUGCUGGCUCGGCGCAGUGUUUCUAGCGAUCUGGCCACCAGACCGACACGAUGGCCCGGACGUCUGGCGUGGCCGGGCUGUAUUUGCACUCGUCUUUGCGCCAAUUGGGUGUCUGUUUCGAUUCUAUGUCUCGCUGUACCUAAACAGCCGUAUUCCUACGUUCCCGCUUGGCACGUUUACUGUUAAUAUUUUUGGAACUGUCGUUGAGGGCGUUUGUUAUGAUCUUCAGCAUGUCAGUGGUCUUGGGGCUGUGGUUCCUGCUGCUUUGACUGGAUGCCAGGUGCUGCAGGGUGUUAUGGAUGGGUUUUGUGGAAGUGCAACGACUAUCAGCACUUGGGUUAUUGAGUUGAAUGGGUUGUCCCGUCGUCGCCAUGCUUAUGUUUAUGGGAUUACUAGUGUGGUUGUUGCUCUUGGGUUCUUGGUCGUUAUUAUGGGUUCGUUGCUGUGGACGCGUGGGUUCGAUGAUCCUGUCUGUGGAUGA